Chiloscyllium plagiosum (whitespotted bambooshark) is the source of this 2803-nucleotide messenger RNA. RefSeq names its product serine/threonine-protein kinase OSR1. Gene Ontology annotation, molecular function: protein serine/threonine kinase activity; ATP binding. Gene Ontology annotation, biological process: peptidyl-threonine phosphorylation; positive regulation of T cell chemotaxis; intracellular signal transduction. The record is from RefSeq and is a predicted model, not a curated record. Gene Ontology annotation, cellular component: cytoplasm; cytosol. Lineage: Eukaryota; Metazoa; Chordata; Chondrichthyes; Orectolobiformes; Hemiscylliidae.
UUUUGUGUCUGUGCGAAACACAGAGAGUAGUCGGGAAGGUGGGAGAGGGGAGAGAGUUGAUCCUACGGUAUCAGGCUAGCAUUUUACUCCUUAGUAGGGAGGGUGAGUGAAAUAAAGACCGAGCAUAGUAGAAUAAGCUAAAAUAGAGUGAAGUAGGAAGCCCGGAGGCUGCAGCUUCAUUCGCAAUGUCCGAUGAUACCAGCUCCUUGCCCUGGUCCAUCAUCAGGGAGGAUUAUGAACUCAAGGAGGUGAUUGGUUCUGGAGCUACAGCUGUGGUUCAGGCUGCAUACUGUAUCCCGAAGAAAGAACGAGUUGCAAUCAAACGCAUCAAUCUGGAAAAAUGUCAGACUAGUAUGGACGAACUCCUGAAAGAAAUUCAAGCAAUGAGUCAGUGCCAUCACCGGAACAUUGUGUCAUAUUACACCUCAUUUGUGGUAAAGGAUGAACUAUGGCUGGUGAUGAAGUUGCUCAGUGGUGGAUCUGUGCUCGAUAUCAUUAAACAUGUAGUAGCGAGAGGGGAUCACAAGAAUGGUGUUUUGGAGGAGGCAGUUAUUGCCACUAUUCUGAAAGAAGUACUGGAGGGACUUGAUUACUUGCAUAAAAACGGGCAGAUUCACAGAGACUUGAAGGCAGGGAACAUUCUUCUCGGGGAGGAAGGCUCAGUACAAAUUGCAGAUUUUGGUGUGAGUGCAUUUUUGGCAACAGGUGGUGACAUGACCAGGAAUAAAGUCAGGAAGACUUUUGUAGGUACACCCUGCUGGAUGGCACCUGAAGUUAUGGAGCAGGUUAGAGGCUAUGACUUCAAAGCAGACAUUUGGAGUUUUGGAAUUACAGCCAUUGAAUUAGCUACUGGAGCAGCUCCUUAUCAUAAAUACCCACCAAUGAAGGUCUUAAUGUUGACUCUUCAGAAUGAUCCUCCCUCAUUGGAAACAGGUGUACAGGAUAAGGAAAUGGUCAAAAAGUAUGGCAAGUCCUUUAGGAAGAUGAUUGCACAAUGUCUGCAGAAAGAUCCAGAGAAAAGGCCGACAGCAGCAGAAUUUUUAAAGCACAAGUUUUUCCAAAAAGCGAAGAACAAGGAAUACCUUGAAGAAAAGUUGUUAGCUCGUGCACCUACGAUAGCUGAAAGAUCAAGAAAGGUGAGAAGGGUUCCAGGUUCUAGUGGUCGAUUACACAAGACAGAAGAUGGCGGCUGGGAAUGGAGCGAUGAUGAAUUGGAUGAAGAGAGUGAAGAGGGAAAGGCUGCAGUCUCUCAGUUGCGGUCUCCCCGGGUGAAAGAGUCUACACAGGGUCCAGAUAUUUUCGUGCCAGCAGAAAUACCAGGCUCAAAUAUUCAGACUUCUGGACAAGUCCAGAAACAGCUACCUCAGCCAACACCAAAAGUACCUGCAACGACUCAAGCUAAUCAAUUUCCAGCUAAUCAGCCUUCAGAAAUACCAGUCCCAACACUAGCAGCAGUACCAGAUCCCACCCUGCAAACUGCAGCUCAGCAUCAACUACCAGCAUCCCAGCUUGUUCCUGGUUCUGCUGCUCCCGAUUUGCACCAAACACCCAUCAGCCUUGUGUUAAGAUUACGGAAUUUGAAGAAGGAGCUGAAUGACAUAAGAUUUGAAUUUACUCCCGGUAGAGAUACAGCAGAUGGUGUUUCCCAGGAACUUGUCUCUGCAGGUCUGGUUGAUGGAAAAGACGUAGUAAUAGUCGCAGCAAAUCUACAGAAAAUAGUGGAUGAACCAGCUGCAAAUAGAUCUGUCACUUUCAAAUUGGCUUCCGGUGUUGAAGAAUCAGAUAUUCCCGAUGAUGUUAAACUCAUAGGAUUUGCACAACUUACCAUUAGUUAAGUCACACUACAACCAAUAAAACCUGCCGACGCCAUCUGUGAAAUAGGUAUCUCACUGGUGUUGGUCUGAGGAAACUUGUACUGCCAAAGAGUGAUGACAUAUGCCUGUAGAACUUGCAGCAUUUAAUCCACUGCCCCCCUCCCCCCUUUACCCUGUAACAACAAUCUCCAAAUAGAAAGUGAAUUGAGCAUUUGCUUGCAGUAUCCUAACAGAACAAUCGCCAUCAAGAGCUUUCCAGAACGUUCCAGCUUGCAGAUUUCCCAUAUGAUACAGGGUGCCUGCUGUAGGUGACUACAGAAUUGUCAGCUCUCAUCUGCUAUUAUCCUCCUCCUCCUUAAAAUUGCCUUAUUUUUUGACAGAACUUUAUUAAAUCGGUUAUUUAAAAAAUCUCUUCCCCAGGGUACUCAAUGAGACCUAGUGUAGCACAUUAAAAAUUGUCGUUUCAGUAACUCGUCUUUAAUUUGUGAUUAGUUUACUUUAAUCACACAAUUUACAAAGAUUAAAUGAACAUUGAGCAAUACUUCUUUAAAAGUGCAGUCUAUGUGAAUUGUACUUUCCAAAGGAUUGCAACCCAAAAACAGUGGGCUGAAUUUCUUCCUUUUUUUUUCCUCCUUGUUUGCGCUUACUGCGCACUAGAGCUACCUGGGUGCAUCAUUAACUGCCUUUUGACGUAACCUAAAGUAGUUUUUUGUUUAUGUGGAGACAGUAAACCAGAAUAUAAAUAUUGAGGAAAAAAUAUCACUGAGGGUGAAGUCUUUUCCUUUUUUCAUUUAUAUAAUAAAAAAGUAUUAUGGCACGAUCUGUAGCCUACCUUCAUAAUUUGCAGAUGGAGUGUGCGUGUAAAACAAAAAAAAUUACACAGCAAUUUGCCUGGUACCAAUGUGAGAAGUUGGCAUUAAGGUUGUUUUGAACUGUCAGAACUUUUAGUACAAAAAUAAAUUUAAAAAUUGCAGCUGCUGAACAGCCAA